Molecule: messenger RNA, 1680 nt
Organism: Castor canadensis (American beaver)
Lineage: Eukaryota; Metazoa; Chordata; Mammalia; Rodentia; Castoridae
Source: RefSeq, a predicted model, not a curated record
GCCAGGAGAGCUCACAUACAUAAGGGUCCAACCCACACCUAGCCUGGCACAUAGUAGAGGCUUUCCUCACUGAAAAGCUCAGGGGAGUCAUGAACGGGUUAAACCCCAGUGGCCCCAUGGAAUUUCCUGGCUUGGGGGCCCUGGGGACCUCAGAAUCCCUACCCCAGUUUGUGGAUCCUACUCUGGUAUCCUCAACACCAGAAUCCGGGAGUUUCUUCCCCUCUGGGCCUGAGGGCUUGGAUGCAGCAGCCUCCUCUACUGCCCCAAGCACAGCCACUGCUGCAGCCACUGCACUGGCCUACUACAGGGACACUGAAGCCUACAGACAUUCCCCAGUUAAGUUCAGACCUGGGAAUGCCAAUGCUCCUGGAGAAGCACAUUUGGAAGUAUGUGUCUUUCAGGUGUACCCAUUGCUCAACUGUAUGGAGGGGAUCCCAGGGGGCUCACCCUAUGCUGGCUGGGCUUAUGGAAAGACAGGGCUCUACCCUGCCUCGACUGUGUGCCCAAGCCGUGAGGACCCCCCUCCCCAGGGCCUGGAAGAUCCAGAUGGGAAGAGCAGCACCACCUUUCUGGAGACCCUGAAGACAGAGCGGCUGAGUCCAGACCUCCUCACCCUGGGAACUGCCCUGCCUUCAUCACUCCCUGUCUCCAGCAGUGCUUAUGGAAGCCCUGACUUUUCCAGUCCCUUCUUUUCUCCCACUGGGAGCCCCUUCAAUUCAGCAGGCUAUUCCUCCCCCAAGUUUCAUGGAAGCCUGUCCCUGCCCCCCUGUGAGGCCAGGGAGUGUGUGAACUGUGGAGCAACAGCCACUCCACUGUGGCGGAGGGACAGGACAGGCCACUACCUGUGCAAUGCCUGUGGUCUCUAUCACAAGAUGAAUGGGCAGAACAGGCCCCUCAUCCGGCCAAAGAAGCGCCUGAUUGUUAGCAAACGGGCAGGUACUCAGUGCACUAACUGCCAGACAACCACCACAACACUGUGGCGGAGAAAUGCCAGCGGAGACCCUGUAUGCAACGCCUGUGGCCUCUACUACAAGCUACACCAGGUGAACCGACCUCUGACCAUGCGGAAGGAUGGUAUCCAGACUCGGAACCGCAAGGCAUCUGGAAAAGGGAAAAAGAAGAGGGGGUCAAGUCUGGGAGGAGCAGGAGCAGCAGAAGGACCAGCUGGUGGCUUCAUGGUGGUAGCUGGCGGCACCAGUAGCGGAAAUUGUGGGGAGGUGGCUUCAGGCUUAACACUGGGUAACCCGGGUACUACCCAUCUCUACCAAGGCCUGGGCCCCGUGGUGCUGUCAGGGCCUGUUAGCCAUCUCAUGCCUUUCCCUGGCCCCCUGCUGGGAUCACCCACAGGCUCCUUCCCCACAGGCCCUGUGCCUCCCACCACCAGCACCACUGUGGUGGCUCCACUCAGCUCUUGAGGGCACAUGGCAUGGCCUCAGGUAAGGGGUGGUAUCCUUCUCUUUUUUGAGACAGGGUCUCACUGGGUAGCCCAGGCUGGCCUCAAACUCUAGGUCCUCCUGCCACAGUUCCCAAAUCCUGGGAUUUUGGCCUGGGAUUAUAGAUAUGUACCACCAUGCCCAGCUCCCCCCUCCUCUUCUAGCCAGCAGUCUUUAUAACCCAACCCCUGGGCUGCAGACAACCCCACCUGUACCUUCAAAGCUUUUGUAAAAUAAAACCACCAAA